Ctenopharyngodon idella (grass carp) is the source of this 1351-nucleotide messenger RNA. It is a transcript of the gene il15, whose product is annotated as interleukin 15. Bases 468 to 1043 code for a protein of 191 amino acids. Gene Ontology annotation, cellular component: extracellular region. The transcript is spliced from 6 exons. Gene Ontology annotation, biological process: positive regulation of cytokine production; positive regulation of immune response; positive regulation of tyrosine phosphorylation of STAT protein. The record is from RefSeq and is a predicted model, not a curated record. NCBI's taxonomy places the organism in Eukaryota, Metazoa, Chordata, Actinopteri, Cypriniformes, Xenocyprididae. Gene Ontology annotation, molecular function: cytokine activity; cytokine receptor binding.
CAAUUCAUCUGUGACUUAAUUAUAGGUCCUUAUCUUUAGGUUUUAUGUCAGUGGACUUUUAACCUAUGUUUCCGCUUCCAACAGCGAUUCGAUUACAUUAGCUCGUUUCUUUAUGUGGCUAUGCGAUAUUAAUGUAUGUUUAACACGCCAAACAAACAUGUUGCUGAGAUACACAGAAGAAAGAGGACUCGCGUUGCACUUGCGAGAGAAAAGACGCAUGUCAAAGUGAAAGAGCUGCAUGGGCGGUGUGUUUCUCUCUGUGUGUGUGUGAGUGUUUUCAGUAGCUGAUUUAAUCAGUGCGUGCAUAGAGGAAGACGCCUUCAGCGUGCACUCAUGGAUUAAUCCCCAUCUAGAGUAAUCAAUAGGAUUUAAUAUACCUCCAUGAAAUACUGCAAGGACUUCUACAUAACGAGAACAUGUGAACUUCACGCAGCUGUUGUGGUUGGCCUUCCAACAAUCUCGCUUCGAUGAUUUUAAUGACCCUCUUCCUCGCCUUCAUCGUAGGAUUUUGGAAAAGGCCACCAAAACUAAAACCAAGGAGAACUGGAAGAUGUGUUUGUAACCCUUGGUGCUUUGAGAAUCACAUGGAAUGCCUUUUGAACUCAGAGGUUUGGAAUUCUAUCUUAAUUCUGAGCUGUCUUAGUGCUCUGUUGCCAAUGGCUGAAGGUCAUGCAAUGCAGGCACUGAAAGACCUCCAGAAAGCACUAGACGAGACGGAGCAAUUAUUCAAUAGGUCUGAUGCACGCUUGUACACACCAGAUAUUGGGAAUAUCAAAAAUUGCACAUACAAGUUUAUCGACUGUUUUCUGAUGGAGAUGAACGUUCUGUUGCAUGAAGACCCAACAAAACCAGAAUACAUUUUCAAGAUAAAAGGAAAUUUAGAAGCAUUUAAAGAGAAGUCAAAAAAUUGUGCAAGACAACAAUAUUACUGUGAACUACAGAAACUCGACAAUUCCAUGAAUUUCUUUAAGACGAUGAAGGAAUUUCUCCAGUUACAGUCAUCACUUUGCCAAGGAGAAAAAAUAGAAGUAGUAUGUGAUUAGAAUCCUACUUUAUCUUACUGAUUGCAUGUACAAUAAGCUCAUUUAUCUGUUAUCAUUUUAAAUUAUGCUAGUGUCUUUUUUUUUAUUAAUAUUUAUAUCACUUCACUCUGAAAGUGUCACUUUGUUAAUACUGUAAGAAUAUAUUUUGUAACAAAGGGGUUUUGUGAAUGAUUGUUUAACUGUGAAUGUCUCAAAAAAGUACAGAAUUUUAAGGUGAAAUAUAAAAAAUUGUUUCAUGUAACAUAGCUUUUAUAUAUAGUUUUAUAUUCCAUGUAUUGCAACAUUAAAGCAUGUUUUAUUAACAGAAA